CUCCCAGAGCACAACGGCUACACGGGAUGGGGUCAAGUGCUCCCCGGGAGGAGCUCUCCUCGCCUCUCAUAUUCCCCGCCCACGACGAUGGCCACGGCCUGCCCCUGCAGGCAUCGACGCCGCUGCCUCCCGUGGCCGCCGACGGCACAGCUCACGGGACCAGCGGGAAGCUGGAGAGCAUACUGAACGACACCUCCAUCCCUUGGCUCCGCCGCGUCGGGCUUGCCUCCCUGAUCGAGAUGAGGCUGCUCCUCUCCCUCGCGGCGCCGGCCAUAAUUGUGUACCUAAUCAACUUCGUCAUGUCCAUGUCCACCCAGAUCUUCUCCGGUCACCUCGGCAAUGUCGAGCUCGCCGCCGCCUCCCUCGGCAACACCGGCAUCCAAAUCUUCGCCUAUGGCAUCAUGGUAACUACUAAGCUAUCUGAGGUCGUGUGGCAAAUAACGCAUGAAGAUCGCAUUGACUGUCCGCAGCUAGGGAUGGGGAGUGCCGUGGAAACGCUGUGCGGGCAGGCGUAUGGCGCCCACAAGUACGAGAUGCUCGGAGUAUACCUCCAGCGGUCGACGGUGCUGCUAAUGGCCACCGGGGUGCCACUUGCGGUGAUCUACGCCUUGUCGCGGCCGAUCCUGGUGCUGCUGGGGGAGUCGCGGGACAUCGCCAGGGCGGCGUCGGUCUUCGUCUACGGGCUGAUCCCGCAGAUCUUUGCAUACGCCGCCAACUUCCCGAUUCAGAAGUUUCUGCAGGCACAGAGCAUCGUGGCGCCGAGCGCCUACAUCUCGGCCGCGACGCUGGUGGUGCACCUGCUGCUGACCUGGGUAGUGGUGUACAAAGUCGGGCUGGGGCUGCUGGGCGCCUCGCUGGUGCUGAGCCUGUCUUGGUGCAUCAUCGUAGGGGCGCAGUUCGUGUACAUCGUCACCAGCCGGCUGUGCCGCUCCACGUGGACCGGGUUCACCUGGCAAGCCUUCUCGGGGCUGCCGGAGUUCUUCCGGUUGACCACGGCCUCCGCAGUGAUGCUGUGCUUGGAGACGUGGUACUACCAGAUCCUGGUGCUCAUUACUGGGCUGCUGAAGGACCCGGCGUUGGCCCUUGAUUCCCUCUCCGUGUGUAUGGGCAUCAAUACUGGGAUAUUUAUGAUCUCAGUCGGAUUCAACGCCGCUGCAAGCGUGCGCGUAAGCAAUGAACUGGGUGCCGGGAAUCCCAAGUCGGCGGCGUUCUCGGUGGUGGUCGUCACGGCGGUGUCUUUCGCGGUAUCCGUCAUGGCGGCGAUGAUCGUCCUCAGCCUUCGGGACUACAUCAGCUAUAUCUUCACUGAAGGCGAGACGGUCGCUCGUGCCGUCUCUGAUCUCUGUCCUUUGCUCGCCGCCUCCAUCGUCCUCAAUGGCAUACAGCCUGUCUUAUCAGGUGUUGCUGUUGGCUGUGGAUGGCAAGCAUUUGUGGCAUACGUCAAUGUUGGCUGCUACUACAUAGUUGGUGUGCCAGCAGGUUGUCUCCUUGGCUUCAAAUUUGGCUUGGGAGUGAAGGGAAUAUGGUGCGGGUUGAUAGCUGGAACAGUCAACCAGACACUUAUUUUACUGGUGGUCACUUUCCGAACCGAUUGGAACAAAGAGGUGGAAGAAGCUAAGAAGAGAUUAGAUAAAUGGGAGGAGAAGGAGGAGCCCCUUCUAUCCUAGAUAGCAGCUACCUGUUG
Molecule: messenger RNA, 1684 nt
Organism: Musa acuminata subsp. malaccensis (wild Malaysian banana)
Lineage: Eukaryota; Viridiplantae; Streptophyta; Magnoliopsida; Zingiberales; Musaceae
Source: RefSeq, a predicted model, not a curated record